GACUAUACUUCACCGUUAAGCAGAAGAGUGCGCCAGUAUUAUGCGGCAAGUUUCGUCUCUUUCGAGUGACACACGAAUAAUAAAAAAAAGACAAGUGUGUCUUUCCUCGGCGUUGAUCCUCCUUCAAGAGACCGAGAUCAAUACCGUUGCCUCGGAGCUUUGGAGUAGAAAACAGCGGCCGCGACGGAGCAGCUUGGACGGGAAUCCGUUCAGUCGUAAAUGGAUCCAGAGAUGACCGACGACCAGGGGAUAGCAUCUAGUUUUGGGGGGUUUCUGCCUUCUUUUCCCCCGUAAAUGUAUGAUCGGAAAGGAGCGGAGUGAGUUUUAUCGCUGAUGUAAACUUCAUCCUCGGUCAGAAAUGGGAAGAGAGCUGGCAUUCUCUGAUACUUCUCUGUCUCUUCCGUGGCAGGUAUCAACACAGUUUAAUCGAAGGAGCAGCUCUAGACGAUUUCUUCUUCUAGCCUAUCAGAGUUUUGGAGUAGUGUAUGGUGACUUGGCUACCUCUCCUAUCUAUGUAUAUACAAAUUCAUUUUUGGGAAGGUUAAACGAUCAUAGAGAUGAGGAGACAGUAUUGGGUGUAUUUUCAUUGAUUUUCUGGACAUUCACCCUAAUUCCGUUAAUUAAAUAUGCUAUCAUAGUCUUGGGUGCUGAUGAUAAUGGUGAAGGUGGUCCUUUUGCUUUGUACUCCUUGCUCUGCAGACAUGCAAAGAUUAGUUUACUUCCUAACCAGCAAGCAGUUGAUGAGGAGCUUUCAACAUACUAUAGGACUGGAUACAUUCCUCAGAAUAGUAUUUAUUCCCCCCUAAAAAGGUUUUUGGAAAAUCAUAGAAACUUACACACAUGUUUACUUGUCAGCGUUCUUUUUGGUGCAUGCAUGGUGAUAGGAGAUGGGGUUCUAACACCAGCAAUUUCUGUUCUGUCAUCAAUUUCUGGUUUGCAAGUUAAAGCCGAGGAAUUACUUGAUGGUGAGGUGGUAUUCAUUUCUUGCAUUGUGCUGGUUAGCCUUUUUGCCUUGCAGCACAAGGGAACCCAGAGGGUAGCCUUCUUAUUUGCACCUAUCGUCUUCCUUUGGCUCACAUCCAUAGCUGUUAUUGGCUUAUAUAAUACCUUUUAUUGGAACACUAGAAUAUUAUAUGCUCUUUCUCCACAUUAUAUCGUCAAGUUUUUCCAGAGCACUGGGAUAGAUGGUUGGAUUUCCCUUGGAGGAAUAGUUCUUUCAGUUACAGGUACUGAAGCUAUGUUCGCAGAUCUUGGUCACUUCAAUACUGCAUCUGUUAGGGUUGCCUUUCUCUUUGUCAUAUAUCCAUGUUUAAUGUUGCAAUACAUGGGGCAGGCAGCUUUUCUUUCUAAAAAUAUUUCUGAUGUAACUUACAGCUUUUUUGAAUCUAUACCAGAACUAGUUUAUUGGCCUGUUUUUGUUCUCUCCACUCUCGCUGCUAUAGUUGCUAGUCAAUCGGUUAUCACUGCCACUUUCUCCAUUGUGAAACAGUGCCAUUCAUUGGGGUGCUUUCCUCGUGUCAAAAUUGUACACACGUCAAAGUGGAUCCGUGGCCAAGUAUACAUACCUGAAAUCAAUUGGAUCCUUAUGGUUCUUUGUCUCGCUGUGACACUCGGCCUUCGCGAUACAACUGCUAUAGGAAAUGCUUAUGGUGUAGCAAUUGUCACUGUCAUGUUUGUGACCACAUUGUUGAUGACUUUGGUGAUUAUUUUUGUGUGGCGAAAGAGAGUGAUAUUUGCACUAUUCUUUCUUGCUUUCUUUGGGCUUAUUGAGGCUGCCUAUCUAUCCUCUUCGCUCGUCAAGAUUCGGCAGGGAGGAUGGGUGUCUUUUGUUCUCUCCUCUGUCUUUAUGGUAGUUAUGUAUGUGUGGCACUACGGCACUUGCAAGAAAUAUCUCUUCGACCUACAGAACAAGGUGCCGAUGAAAUGGAUUCUCACACUCGGUCCUAGCCUUGGUAUUGUCCGUGUACCGGGAAUUGGACUCAUUUACACCCAGCUGGUUACAGAUGUACCUCCCAUCUUCUCCCAUUUCGUGACCAACCUUCCUGCUUUCCAUCAGGUUCUUGUAUUUGUUUCUAUCAAAUCAGUACCCAUUCCAUAUGUUCCACCGGGCGAACGCCACCUCAUUGGACGCAUCGGCCCCAGAAUGUACAAAAUGUACAGGUGCAUCAUAAGAUAUGGUUACAAAGAUGUGCAGGAUGAUGGAGAUAACUUUGAGAAUCAACUGAUAUCGAGCAUUGCCAAGUUCAUUCAGAUGGAAGCUCUGGAGUCAUCCUCUGAGAGACUGGUUUCAUCUCCAGAAGGAAGAAUGGUCGUUGUACCAGCUACAAACACUUGUGGUAUUGAUUUGGUUAUCGGAGAUUCUAGCGAGAGUUCAUGUUGCUCUACCUUCGUCACAAACGGAGAAUCAACAAUGCUGCAAUCUAUAGAGCCACUAUAUGAGGAGCAGGAAUCCACCCAGUCAAGCAAUCAGCGAUCAGUCCAAUUUGAGUUGUCUGGACAAGAAAAUAUCAAUUCUGAGGUCAAUCGUCGGCAAGUCCAAUUUGAGCUGCAUGGACUAGAAAAUACCAACUCUGAGGUCAAGGAAGAAUUGGAGGCACUGUUGGGAGCUAAGCAAGCAGGGGUUGCCUACAUAGUUGGUCAUUCUUAUGUGAAGGCCAUGAAGUCGUCAUCGUUCUUGAAAAAGAUAGUCAUUGAUUAUGCCUACUCUUUCCUCCGUAAAAAUUGCAGGGCUCCCACUGCGGCAUUGAAUAUCCCUCACACAAGCCUCAUUGAAGUGGGGAUGAUCUACUAUGUUUAGGAUGUUCUCCGUAUAAAAGUUUAGUAAAAUCCUUACUUUUGGGGAACAAAUUAAUGGAAAAGUUCUCUCAAUGAAAUCUUAGUUGCUGAGACUAAUAUAUUGUGUGGAUAGUUUUUUGUGUUGCUAAUGUAAUUGUAAAAAGUUACUACCUCUUGUGGUUUUGAGUUGUAGAAACUUCUUCGAUGUAGGAUAAGACUGUAUACAAUAGAUCCAAUAUGAUUCAAUUUUUCUUAGGAAUCA
Molecule: messenger RNA, 3037 nt
Organism: Zingiber officinale
Lineage: Eukaryota; Viridiplantae; Streptophyta; Magnoliopsida; Zingiberales; Zingiberaceae
Product: potassium transporter 7-like
Exons: 11
Coding region: 359-2797 (812 amino acids)
Biological process (GO): potassium ion transmembrane transport
Cellular component (GO): membrane
Molecular function (GO): potassium ion transmembrane transporter activity
Source: RefSeq, a predicted model, not a curated record